Molecule: messenger RNA, 1545 nt
Organism: Caenorhabditis elegans
Lineage: Eukaryota; Metazoa; Nematoda; Chromadorea; Rhabditida; Rhabditidae
Gene: samt-1
Product: Molybdate-anion transporter
Exons: 8
Coding region: 78-1376 (432 amino acids)
Biological process (GO): molybdate ion transport
Cellular component (GO): membrane
Molecular function (GO): molybdate ion transmembrane transporter activity
Source: RefSeq, marked reviewed
AUCUCUGAUUCGGAAUCUUUUGAAGGCGACGACGUGGUUCUUCGAAGCCGCCAGCAGCACUACUCAUCAAGGAAUCCAUGUUCGUCGGCGUGUUUUACGGUCUUGCAGCCGUAUGUGGCCUGCUCUAUUUUUACACACGAUCCGCCACCGAGUCAAACGAUGAUCCAAAGUUUAAGAGCUUCCAGAGAACCUAUCUUAUUGUGUAUAUGAUGGCUGUUGCCGGUGACUGGCUCCAAGGACCUCAUGUCUACGCGUUGUACGAGUCAUAUGGAAUGUCUAAACAUCAGAUUGAAAUUUUAUUUAUUGCCGGAUUUGGGUCAAGUCUUCUCUUCGGAACCUUCAUCGGAUCGAUUGCUGAUAAGUUUGGUCGCCGCAACAACUGCCUGAUGUACGCGAUUCUGUACGGCGGAGCCUGCAUCACCAAACACUUUGGAAAUAUGCCGGUUCUCAUGAUUGGACGAUUUUUGGGAGGAAUCGCCACCUCGAUUUUGUACUCUGCUUUCGAGUCGUGGCUCAUUUUUGAGCACAAUACGCGCGGAUUCUCCGACUCUCUCCUGGGAACUGUCUUCUCCAAUGCCGCCCUCGGAAAUUCGCUGAUUGCCAUCAUUUCCGGAGUUGCUGCUCAAUUCGUUGCCGAGAGAUUUGGAUUUGUUGCCCCAUUCGACUUGGCCCUUUCUGUGUUGCUUAUCAUGGCUGUGAUAAUCAUGAACACGUGGCCAGAAAACUAUGGAAAUGAGAAGGCACCAGUUAAGGAAUCGUUCCAGAAGGCUACUCAGGCUAUCAGAGAAGAUCCCAACGUAUUCUGCCUUGGCCUUGUCCAAUCGCUCUUCGAAGGAUCCAUGUACACAUUCGUCUUGGAAUGGACUCCAGCCCUGUCCCGAGCCGCUGGCGAUGUCGGAAUCCCGCAUGGCUACAUCUUCGCCGCAUUCAUGGUUGCUACGAUGAUCGGAUCCUCGGUCUUCAAGCUUCUUCAGCAACACGAACGUCCUGAAAGCUUCAUGAGAUAUGUGCUCUUGCUCGCCGCGGUCUGUCUUUCAAUGCCGAUUGUUGCUCCGGACAGCCUUGCACUUGUUUUUGGAGGAUUUUUGGUCUUUGAGAUGUGCUGUGGAAUCUUCUGGCCAUCAAUGGGAUGCCUCCGUGGCACCUAUGUCUCCGAAGAGACCCGCUCCACGACACUGAACCUGUUCCGUGUCCCCCUAAACCUUAUUGUGAUAUUCAUCCUCUGGCAGAACUUCACCAUGAUCUCCAUCUUCAAAUUCUGCGUCUUCUUCCUCUUCGCCGCCUCGAUUGCUCAGCAUGCUCUUUUCAUCCGCACCGAGCACACUCCACGUCAUCAAAAGUUGCCGAUCAGUGUCGAGGAGGCCGAGAACUUGUGAUUUGUGAUAUGUAUCUGUACAUUUUUAGACGAUUUUUUUAAAAUGAGUAUUAUGGGUUUCUCUUGUUCUAUACGUAUUCCAUUCCAUGUUUGUUUUUGCUGGUGAUGCUACUAUUUUUGUGAUUUUAGAAUUGGAUAAUGAAAAGUUAUAAAUUAUUGUUAUUUUUUAA